UUUUUGUGUGUAUGCGUGUAUUCUAACAAGCACAAUAGUUUAAUCUGAGUUUGAGACUGUUGCGAACAAUUUAUGAUCUCUUCACAACUAUGAUUUAUUUGAAAGGCUCUUUAUUUGUCCGUACUACUAUCCAAAUACCUAAAAAUGGCGUAACGCAUCUAAAUGCAAGAACUAUCAUGAUCCAAAUAUAAAUGGCUCACAUAAUUUAAUACUUAUAAAGGUUAACUGGAAUGUAAAAAAUGUCCAUGGUAUAUCCCACGACGAGAGUAAUAGAAAUUAGGGCUUCAGGUUAUUAGAAAUCAAUCCGCUUCGACCUCCGACCUCCAAGCCCUUCACGUUUCUUCUGCUCGACGGCGUUCAGAGCUUCACUUCCGGCCACCAGACAUCGACCUCAGUGUUGUUGCAGCUUCAUCAAGAUGAGUCUCUUACAGAAAAGAAAAGCCCCAGAGACGAAACCAAAAACAGGUGGUAAUAUAGCGGAAUCAGAUCGCAUAGUACUGAAUGUGAUCAAAAGCAAAAGAGAAAUGGCAAUCUUUGUAAAGGAUUUAAAGCAGGAAGCAGGACUCCCAGAUCCGACUUUCAACAAGUCUAUAAAGAACCUCCUAACUUCUGGUUUAGUAAAAGAAGUUGCCCAUGUCCAAUUAAAGGGAAGAAAACACUAUAUUGCAGCUGAAUUUGAGCCAUCACAGGAGAUCACAGGUGGUUCAUGGUAUUCAAAAGGGGAACUUGAUCAGGACUUCAUUAAUGGUCUUAAAGACCUUUGCCUCAGGAUCAUUCGUAAGCUAAAGGUUGCAACUGCUGAUGGAGUAUAUGAUUUUUCUGUUAAAAAUGGGCUGAUUAAUAUCGAUUGCACGAGUCAGCAGAUAAGUGAGAUAUUGAAGUCUAUGGUUUUGGAUAAUAAGAUUAUAGAGGUGAAGAGUACUGGAUUGGGGGAAUACCAUUCCAUUCCUAUUGGGAAUUUAUGUUAUAGAUAUACAACAGGGGAUUCCGCUCAGGGUUUGAAAACAGGGGCAAUGGUGUCAAUUCCUUGUGGUGUUUGUCCAAGAAUUAGAGAGUGUACACCUGAUGGACUCAUCUCUCCAACUACCUGUGUUUACUACACCAAGUGGUUAGAUUUCUGAUCAUCACACCAUUUUGUUUCAUUUUGGGUGUAUAGUUUUAAGUGUUUCUUUUCUUCAUCUUUAUCUACAAUUUUAUAUACUUUUUGACUUUUUGUUUCGUUUCAUCCAUUAAAGACCUGUUCAUCUUUUAUGAGUUUGGAUGAAAUUUGGUGAAAGUUUCAUAUUAUUUCUUAUUAGAGCAUUGAGUUUUGAAUGA
Lactuca sativa (garden lettuce) is the source of this 1317-nucleotide messenger RNA. RefSeq lists its product as uncharacterized. Gene Ontology annotation, biological process: transcription by RNA polymerase III. Gene Ontology annotation, cellular component: RNA polymerase III complex. The record is from RefSeq and is a predicted model, not a curated record. NCBI's taxonomy places the organism in Eukaryota, Viridiplantae, Streptophyta, Magnoliopsida, Asterales, Asteraceae.